AUGUGCCCCCGCACCGACGCCUGCCCGGACCCCGAGGCCCAGCGGCCGCCCGCGCCCCCCGGCAGCGCCUGCCGCCCGCUGCCCUGGGCCCUGAGCGCCGCGCUGUUGCUGCUCGCCGGCACCGGCGCCGCCUGCGCGCUCCGCUGGGCCGCGCCCCGGGCCCCCGCCGUGCCCAGCCCCGGGCUCCCCGAGCUCCUGCCCGACGCCCGCGCCCGCCUCCCCGACUCUCCGCAGGGCGUGUUCGCGCAGCUGGUGGCCCGAGAUGUACGGCUGACCGAAGGGCCCCUGCACUGGUACAGUGACCCGGGCCUGGCAGGCGUGUUCCUGGGGCCGGGCCUGAGUUACGACAAGCACACUGGGGAGCUGAUGGUGGCCGAACCCGGGGUCUACUAUGUUUUCCUGCACCUGAAGCUGCAGCGGGUGGUGUCCCACGAAGGCUCCGGCUCAGUCUCCGCUGCCCUGCAUCUGCGGCCGCUUGGUGCCGCGGCUGCAGCCCCUGCUCUGACCUUGGACCUGCCUCCUCCAUCCUCAGAGGCCCGUGACUCCGCAGCUGGUUUCCAGGGCAGCCUGCUGCACCUGGGCGCCGGCCAGCGCCUGGGUGUUCACCUGCGGGCUGAGGCGGGGGUGCACCUCGCCUGGCAGCUCGCACAGGGUGCCACCAUCUUGGGCCUCUUCAGAGUGGCCACCAAAGUCCCCACUGGACUCCCCUCCUCGUGGCCCAUUGACACGGGGCCUGGCUCCGGGCCCCUGGACCGAGAAUGAAUGCUGCCUUCUUUCACUGGGGCUCUUGGUUGACGGACGCCCCAGCGACUCUACCUCACCUGGCUUGGCAGGGGUCCCCGCUGCUGACCCACUCCUCGAGGACUCUCCAAGUCACUCUCCCAUCCUGCCCCAAGUCGAACUUCUGGUAUUUAUUCUGAGCCUGAGCUCAACAGUGUACUUUAUAUUAAUCCAUUCCAUUUAUAUUUAUUGACCAUCUGCUGUAGGCAAGGCCCUGUGCAGGGCUGGUGAAACAUCAGCAAACAAAACAGAUUUAAAAAAAAUUUUAUUUAUGUUAAUAUGUGUGGAAUAAAGACUCAUCCCCAGCCCUGCUCUGGCAUUCAGGGGGCUAGUCUUCGGGGGUCCGUGUGACUAUGAUGUGUGAGCUUCAUUCACGCAAGUUGUUCUGGGCAACUCCUUUGUAUCAGGCACUGUUUUAGGUGUUGGGGACACAGCUAUGAACAAGACAGACAGACAGCCCAGCUUUUGCCACGCUGGCCAUCAGGUAUGCCUGCUUGGCACUAGGACUAUGAUUGUGUGUGACCCCAUGUGACUGGACCACAUGGGAGAGUGUGUGAUGGAUGGUGCGUGGUAUUGGAUGAUACAAUACUUAUAAAACUAUUGACCGCGAAGUAUUGAAUCUUCACUGUAUGUCAGACAGCAUGAGGUAUCUAUUUGAGACAUAACAACCCUAUGCUUUUGGGACUUCAUUCCCAUUUUGUCAUUCUCUCUGCUGGUGACGUGACCUGCUUGUAUCUGCGUGGUGGAAGUACUGCGUCCGUUCUGAAGGACCUCGUUUGCCAACUCUGUUUGGUGACCUCAUGCUGGGAACUUAAAAUUGGCCAUGGGCAUCUGCAAAUGCUUCAGGUUGGCUUCAUGUUAUUGUGUGUGGAUCACCUAUUUAAGACAGUGAUGGAGAAAGUGUGGAUUAAACAUGUAGAUUAAACUCGAAA
Molecule: messenger RNA, 1712 nt
Organism: Callorhinus ursinus (northern fur seal)
Lineage: Eukaryota; Metazoa; Chordata; Mammalia; Carnivora; Otariidae
Gene: TNFSF9
Product: TNF superfamily member 9
Biological process (GO): positive regulation of cytotoxic T cell differentiation; positive regulation of activated T cell proliferation; immune response
Cellular component (GO): plasma membrane
Molecular function (GO): tumor necrosis factor receptor binding
Source: RefSeq, a predicted model, not a curated record